Megachile rotundata (alfalfa leafcutting bee) is the source of this 3567-nucleotide messenger RNA. Its product is annotated as centrosomal protein of 104 kDa. The record is from RefSeq and is a predicted model, not a curated record. Lineage: Eukaryota; Metazoa; Arthropoda; Insecta; Hymenoptera; Megachilidae. Gene Ontology annotation, cellular component: cilium. Gene Ontology annotation, molecular function: protein binding.
CCAGACGUGCAAGUGGCGUUACCUACGCGCCGGGGUGAAACUUGCAAGCUCCCCUUAUCGAGCUUUCAGAUGGCUGUGCCUUUCAGAUUUUGACGUUUCCGUUCAUCUUUCUCCUCUCGUACCCCCCUUUCUCCUCCCCUAUUUUUUUACACGGUUCCUCGUACAUUUCAGUAAGUCAAUCUCGUCGGCAGAGAAUCAUCCCCCGACAUGCCACGAAAAAUCGGAUUCAACGUCGUGUACGCAACCAGCGAGGAGGACAGGCACUCUUCGUUGGAGCUAAACAUACAUGGACCGACGGUAAGGGGUUGGCAAAGUUCGCGAAGAUGUACAUAUCCUCAAGAACUCAUUCUUCGUCUUCACGGGCCGACGAAGCUCACAAGGAUACAAGUCUUAGCUCAUCAAUAUCUAAUUCCCGAGAAGCUAGAAAUUUGGACGUCGAAGGAGGAAAAUGCGUCCGUCACGACGGAGUUCAGUUAUUUGGGUUACAUCACGUUGUCGGACAAUGCCUCGACCAUGUACAAAAGCAGAGAGUUGAAAAGCGUCGCCCUUCCGGAGACAGAAGCUGUCUCGUUGAAAUUGAGACUGCACAAACCGCACAGUAACGCGCACAAUGUUUAUCAACAGGUCGGUCUUAUCGCUAUCAAUAUUCUUGGUGAACCUUAUGGACAAGAGCUGACUGGUCAAGGGGAUGCACCGUACAAUCCCCAUUACACGUCUCCAUAUGACGACCUGGCAUUCGAGAUGUACGUUGAUCGUGACGUCGCGAAGAUCAUAAGGCAGAUGGAGGCGAAGAAACUGCAGGCUGUGGAAGAGGAGAGGUUCGAGUACGCUUCCAAGUUGAAGGUGGCGAUGGAGAAUCUCAGGAAAGCGGGUGAACGUCUCGGAAAGUAUGAAUUGGAGAAAAAAUAUGCUAUAGCUCUGGAAGAUUACGAUAAGGCCAAGGCGAAGAAGGCUCAAGCGCAACAAUAUAGGCAGCAGGUGUACCAAAGCUUGGAGGUGCAAGAUCUACUUGAACUUCACGGGCCACUGGAGAAAAAUAAUAUGUCAUCCAUGGAAGGAAAGGAACCCAUCUCGGUGGACACGUGUAGCUCCAACGCGACGGCUGCUCCUGAAGAUAUCACAUCUCCCCCGAGAUUGGUGAUCCCUCCGAACCGCGAUGGAGCUAUAUCGCCAACAGGUCCUGCACAUCAACCACCUGUUUCGCCUUUGCAUCAGAAACCAAAUAGUCCUGAAGUGACCGAUAGCCCCACGAACGGUGUCAUAGAAAGGCAGAAUAACUGCAACAAAGGAUCUCUUAGAAGGAAAACGAAAUCCGCAGGACCGGCGCUUCGAUCCAGUUACGAGGCUUACGAGGAGAGGACGAUACCCGCUUUGAGACACUCGCACACGAACGAGUUUACCAGAGAGUGUCACAUGGAUAAUUCGGAAACGAAGGCGAUAUCGAAACUGAACGACAGGGAGAAGAAGCAAGCUGCCUUACCUAUAGCCGUUUUUGGAAUGGAAAUGGUGGAGAAAUUCUACUCGAAACAGUUCACGGACAAGGAGGAAGGUUUGAUGCAGUUGAAGGAAGAGUUGAAGACGUUCGAUCCGGAAGUCUCGAAGCACUCCGCGAAUAAAACGGCGAGAGCAGCCAUUUUGUUGUUGCACAGAGCUCUCAGAGACAAAGUUUUCAGUGUCUACAGCCUGGCAGCGCAGUUGAUCAGGAUUUUCUUCGCGGAAUUCGCGACGGAUAGAGUAUCGUCAACGGAAAUUGCGAGGAGCGUAGAAAGAUUACUACCGGAAUUAUUAACAAAGUCAGGCGAUACCACCCCGAGAAUUCAUAAUAUGGCAGUGCACACGAUACUGAGUAUGGCGGAUUGUAAAUGCGUGAGAGAGUUGCACAUCAUACCGGUGCAUCUGACACGACCCGUUAGCAGUAGUACGCAUCAAAGACUGGCCCUCAGUAGGCUAGAAAUGGUGGAGCAAUUAAUUUUGAACCACGGGAUUUCUACUGAUAAACAAAGUGGACUCACGUGUCGAACGUUGUCAGAGCUGGGUUCUUCGGGGUUGCACCAUCCAGCGGAAGCGGUGAGGAAAGUUUCAGAAAGGAUUUUAGUACUUGUGUACAAAGUGAACCCUAGGUUGGUUCGCAAGCAGCUACCUCCUGACGACGAUAUUACUAGGAGGAACUUAUUAUACCGUCAAUUGUUUCAUGAAUUCGAUCUCAUUGAUCUGCAGAGGAAAAAGGAAGCGGAAGCCAGUCACAAAACAACGACACCUACACGGACAAAAUCGACGGAAAAUAAUGUAGCGAACUUGACGAAAUCUCCUUCGCGAACUAGUCCUGUCGUUAGCACCGGAAGUUCAACAAGUAUAACAUCUCCGUCCGAGAAUAGUACAGAGCACAAGGGUGAUAAAAUAUGCAUAUUCUGUCUCUCCAAGGGGCAAGGAUAUUCCGAGGAGGGAUUAAAUAUUCAUUAUUGGAAAAGUUGUCCGAUGCUAACGAAGUGCGAGGCGUGCAAGCAAGUGGUAGAAAUUUCGUAUUUGAAUUUACACUUAUUAAACGAAUGUGAUAUGCGAAGCAAUUACGUCAAAUGUGACACGUGCAAACUAGCGAUUAACGAGCAUUCCUUCGAGGAGCAUAGGAAAGACAACAAGUGUACAAAACCCAUCGAGGGCUACGACCGCUGUCCACUCUGUUCGACUCUUGUAAAUCAGAACAAAUGGAAGGAACAUCUCAUGGGUGAUCAUCCUUGUACGAACAAUCCACGAAACAAACUAGGAAAAACCUGUUCGAAGUCUCCAUCCAAUUCUCAAAAUCUUGCCGGGAAAAUGACCUCACCAACCAGUAGGGAUUAUUAGCAUCAACCGUCGACUUCGAGUUUUUUCGGAGUGUAAUGUUUUAGAAAAGAUUUUUCUUUCGUUUUCAUUUAUAGUUUAUCUAUAUGUUAUGAGCUGUUUCAGCGUUUUUUCAUAUUUGUACUUAUAUUUAAAUGUUUUUUAUAGAAAAACCCGUCCUUCAUUAGUAGAAAUCUCUGUGUUGAACGAAUUUCUAAGCGUAAGUUUAAAAACCCUCUAAUCUUUAGGAUCUAGGAAUCUUGUUAUCGAUUCGAUUGAAAAUCGCAAGAGCAUCUACUACGCAAUGUAAUUAAAGCGAAUACCGACGACAAGGUUAAGAAUGCCAUUAUAAGGACAUUGGCGUAACUAGGUAGAGAUCAGGGAGGCCAACAUCCCCUAGAAUGCAGGUUGGCUCGUUCCUGAACGUGAAGAGUGAGGAGUGACCAUGUAACACGUUGCAAAUUAUCGUGUAGUAGUCUAACGAUAUAACGUGUUACGAUGCUGUCACCCUUCUCUCUUUCCUAGAUGAAAGUUUUAGUUACACCAAUGGACAAGGUUAUUCAUCUUUUCCAAUUUUACCGUACAGUAGAUACACGAAGUUUAAUACGAUUCAACGACGCAUUAUCAAUCGUUAUGGCAUCGGCCAUUUCAGAAUUAAUGAUUCCUCUGCAUCCGGCCAUAUUUCUAAUAAAGUUUGUACUAUAACCUCACAGCAAAGUAUCCUCGAUCUAGUGGCCGAAAAAUAAUACG